This is a messenger RNA of Cajanus cajan (pigeon pea), 2454 nucleotides long. RefSeq names its product sphere organelles protein-like protein. NCBI's taxonomy places the organism in Eukaryota, Viridiplantae, Streptophyta, Magnoliopsida, Fabales, Fabaceae. Gene Ontology annotation, molecular function: U1 snRNA binding; U2 snRNA binding. The record is from RefSeq and is a predicted model, not a curated record. Gene Ontology annotation, biological process: spliceosomal snRNP assembly. Gene Ontology annotation, cellular component: Cajal body.
GACGGUGAUUGACUCACGGUUUACAGGCUUAACGAGGGUUUAAGAAGGGGAGCGAGCAGCGGUUGCCGGAAAAUCCCUGUCAGCGAGCGCCAUUGACGAUGGCGGAGCCGGUGAGGCUUCGCGUGGUGUUUGACGAUCGUGGCAUGUUGACCAAGUCAAAGAAGAAGGAAGGGUUGAAGCGUUGCUGGUUUAUGCCUAAACCCCAACACACCACCAUUUCCGAUGUAGCCUCUCAUCUUCACAGCACCUUCCGCCUCCACCGCACAUGUCCUCAUGGCAUCAUCUUAUCGAUGGAUGGUUUUGUUUUGCCACCUUUCGAGUCCACAUGCAUUUUGAAGGACAAGGACAUUAUCCGUGCGAAGAGAAAGGGUAGCAUAUCAAGUGAUGAUAAACCUGCAAUGCUGCCACCUGCAACUCGUGCGCAACAGUAUAUAGAUCUUCCGAAGCUUCUUGCAAUCGAAGGGCUUCAGGAGGAGACUGGAGGAGAAGAAACCGAGUCCCCAGGGGAUAACGAUGAUCAACUUGAAGAUGCAGUUUAUGUGGAGGAACCUAAAUCGGAGGGGACGGCAGUCUCCAAGAAAAGAAAAGCUUCAAAGAAGCUCAAGAGCCCUAGCCAGAAGAAGAUCAAGUUGUCUACUACAGAAAACUUGGCAGUCAUUCCCGAGGGCCACGAAGAGGAAAACAAAAGCUCUGAUGGCAGUGCUCAUCACCAAUUGAGUCUUGUCAACAACGAAAAGAAGUCUUCCAAGUUAUCCAGUCAGACAAUUAAGUCGAACAAAAGUGGUCCUACAAGUGAUGAAACAAGGUUUGCUCAGCCUCAAGAUGAAAGUGAAACUAAAAAGUUGCCUAGUAGAAGUGCUCGGCGGAAGAAAGCUAAAAGAAGAUGGCUGAGGGAACUAAAAUUAGAGGAGAAGCAGAAGGAGAAGGAGAAGGAAAAGCUCCAUCAGACUCCAGUGCUUGAAAAUGAUAGACAAGAUUUAUCUGUCAAAGAUAACAAUUGUGUUGUUUCUGAUGUACGUCAACAACCUGAUGAAGAAAGUGAAGAAGAGGAUGAUAUUGUUCCUGUGGAAAUUAGGCCAGGGCACAUUCGGUUUGAGCCCCUUAAAAAAGAUCUGGAUCAGGCAGUGCCACAGAAUAAAUUUCCAGUGGAAACAUUUCAGUGGAAUGGAAUUACCAACAAGAAGAAGGGCCAAAAAUGGGGUACAGAGAGAAUGUCAUCCCAUAAACAGGAUGACUACAAACAUGCCAAUAUAGAGUAUCCUACAUCUCAGAAUGUUGAAAAGGAAUUCACAUUCAAGGCAGGAGAUUUUGAUAAGCUUAAACCUUAUACAAGCUUGCCUAAGGAAGGUGACGUAAUUGCGUAUCGAUUGAUAGAGCUAUCAGAAUCUUGGUCUCCUGAACUUUCCUCCUUUAGGGUUGGGAAAAUAUCUCAGUAUGAUGCUAAAUCCAACAGGAUUUGGCUGGAAGCACUUUCAGAAUAUCCAUUUGAUUUUAAGAAAAAAAUAGACGAGGAUGCAUCUUCUGUACAGUCUGAUCCAUACCCUUAUCGGGAAGAUGGUUCUUUAGAGAUAGAUUAUGCAUUGCUUGCUGACAUUCGCAUGGUUAAGCAUGGUCAUUCUGGUUCGAAAACUGUAGUUGUUUCUAGUGAUGGUUGGGUCAAUUUAACAAAAGCAACUGAUGAAAAAAUUGCGAGUGAGCAAACUACCGUGGGAAGUUGCCAGCCUGAAAGGGAAGUUCAUAUCCCUGCUAAAGAAAAUGGGGAAGUAAACGUGUGGGACGAAAUUAACGAGGCAUUAAAAGCAAAGAAGGCGAAGCUGUCGCAGGAGGAUGGCUGGAGUAGAGGAGAGAGCUCAAGCACCAGGUCAUGGUCCCAUAGAGCCAUGAGAUGCAGUGCGCUGGGUCCCACAAUGGCUUUUUUAAGGUCGAAUAACGGACUUUAAAAAACAAGCCUACAUUUGGGUCAUGUCUGCUGUGAGUCACCUUUCUGCAGUAUUUUGGUAUAUAUGAACAAAUUACUGAAAAAAUCAUCUGCAAUGGACAUUGCACGUCCUAUUUCAGAAUAUUAUAGGCAAGCAAAAUAUUUGAAGGCUUAUUCUUAUAAUCCAUCUUUACGAUGUUAUUAGUUGCACUCCUCCUGAAAACCAAACAGAAAAUUGAAUCAACUGCCGGACAAAAUAUGCGAGACACGAUUGCUCACCAUCCUAAGUGCCAAGAUGAAGAUUAUGACCAUAGAUAAAAGCGCGACUUUUCACUCAAUUAACUCUUAAAAUUCUAUGUUGUUAGUUGGUAAAUCGUGUUGCAUGUAAAACCUGAAAACUGAAAGUUGUCAUUAGUUACUUUUAAAAUGGAAGCAGUAACUAAUGACAGAUGAUGUAUUAUUUUACAACACCGUUAGAUAAUUCUACCAACUUGUAUGCAUUCAAUUUAAACAUUAUUUCCUAAUUUCCUGAUGAA